GAUGACCAAACCACUAGCGGGGAUACUAGGCCCAGCUUGUUCUGAUGCAGCCGAACCAAUAGCAGCAUUAUCCAAACAUUUUAAUGUUGUUGUCGUUAGUUAUGAAGCCGAGGCAGAUUCCUUGUCUAAUCGUUUUAAAUAUCCGUAUUUCUUCCGAACUAUACCACAAGUUAAUCAUCACAGGUAUGUCUACGAGAAGUUUUUUAAAUCUAUGGAAUGGUACCAUGUCGGUGCUCUGGCAGAAGUGGGUCAAGAGUUGCCUGGUUACCAUGUACAACUUCAGCAACAUCUACAUCGUAAAGGAAUAUCUGUCUCAGUUAAACGUAAAAUAGCCCGUGAUACUCACGAAAUCGAUCUCUCGCAGAUAUUUGCUGAUUUACGAUCUCAGAAUGUUCGUAUAAUUAUUGCUGAUUUCUUCGUGGCUGCUGCUAGAGCCAUAAUGUGUGAAGCUUUUAAACAGAAAAUGACAGCACACGAAGGUUUUAUAUGGUUUUUACCGUCCUGGUAUACCACGGACUGGUGGGACGUAGAUUUCUACAACAGUCCCCCAAAUCCUGGUGACUUCCGACCACAAGAAUCAGUCCCUUGUACUACAGCCGAACUUCUUUACGCCAUAGACGGACAUUUUAUCUUGACGAAGGCGUUCACAGAUUUAGAUUCGACUCUGGUUGCAGGCGGUAUCACGGUGAAGCAGUAUAAAGAUCAAUACGCUGUCCGAGUGGGAUCAGCGGAUGUUGAAGAAAGUGAGUUUGCUAGUUUUGUAUACGAUGGUGUUUGGGUGUUUGCUCAUGCUCUCGAUAAACUUCUUCACCGCCAUCCUGGUGUCGAGACUCGGCUUCACGAAGGGAAAAUAACUAAAGCAUACAUGGAUGCUUUAAAUGAGACAAGUUUUCAGGGCGUGUCAGGUUACAUACGAUUUGACGGUAGCGAUAGGAUGGGCAACGUUGAUGUCAUACAAUUCUUCCAUAAUGAAACCAUUCUCAUUGGUCAAUAUCAACCAAUGGCAAAUGAUGCGGAAGGAAGUCUACGUAUAUUCCACAAGAGAAUAAGAUGGCUGACACCGUCUGGAAUGAGGCCAACAGACGGCCACGAUAGUAAGUCAGAUCAUGAACAUUGUGCUAUCGAGUCGUUUCGUAAGUUUCUGGGUGUAUCGUGUAGUAUGGCUGUUAUUGUUGGUAAUGUCUUUGGAUUCGCUGCGUUUAUUGUGGUCAGUGUUUUGUGUCUGGUUUUGAUUAAAUGCAGGUACGAUUCCAAGGUGAGAAAAACUCACAACAGAAUGAAGGAGCUGGGGUUAUUUUCUACAGAUUUUGCCCAGUGUUUAAGUCUAGAUGGUUGGGAAGUGCCGCGUGAAUGUGUCGUGUUGAAUCGGACAUUAGGUGAAGGUGCGUUCGGUACUGUUUUUGGUGGUGAAGCCUAUUUAUCUCAUGAAUGGGUGGCGGUCGCAGUUAAAACAUUAAAAAAAGGUUCCACCAUGGAGGAAAAGUUAAAUUUUUUGAGUGAAGCAGAAGUCAUGAAACGUUUUAAACAUGAUAAUAUCGUGGAAUUAUUGGGCGUAUGUACACGUGGUGAACCUGUUUACUGUAUCAUGGAGUUCAUGCUACAUGGUGAUCUAAAGACAUAUCUAUUAUCCAGAAGAAAUAUUGUUGAUAAUAAAGAAAUCCGUGAAGCUGAAGAUAUCAAUGCCUCAAGUUUAACACAGAUGGCUCGGGAUAUAGCUGCUGGUUUGAAUUACUUACAUGAAUUAAAAUAUGUACACCGAGAUUUAGCGUGUAGAAAUUGUUUAGUACAUGCUGAUAAAACGGUGAAAUUGGCCGAUUUUGGUAUGACUAGAAAGAUGCACGAAUCAGAUUAUUAUAGAUUCAGUAGAAAAGGCAUGUUACCGGUUCGGUGGAUGGCACCCGAAAGUUUGUGGGACGGGCUUUUUACGUCCAAGUCUGAUGUGUGGAGCUAUGGGAUAUUAAUCUAUGAGAUUGUGACGUUUGGAAGUUUUCCGUACCAAGGAAUGUCCAAUAAUCAAGUAUUGGAAUAUGUGAAAUCAGGAAAUAAACUUUCCAUGCCAAAUGGUUGUUCAGAACCAGUGUACAAUUUUAUCAACUGGUGUUUAUCAUUUGAUAUGAAAGUUCGACCGGACAUGCGACAGAUCCUCGAAUUCCUGGAAAAAUAUCCAGACCUCUUAAUGUCGUGCAUCGAUCUUCCAAUGACCAGCGUUGUCAUGGAGGAUACAGACUCGUUAGAAAUGGCGAUACCAUCAGUGCAAAAUACCGUCAACUUACAAACAUCCCCGAUCGCGUACCUCCAGCGACGAUCAGCCGGCUCGCAGGAAAAGUUAACGGCAUCGCGAAAAUCCUCCAGUAUAACUCUGCCAGGAACUAAAACAAUUGCAAAGUCACAGUCCCGAGUUGUGUUAAUGCCAAAUGAACAGACGCGACGAAACAGUAUUAAUGCGCCGCUUGUUUUGCCAAAGGAGUUGUAUGUGAAUUACGACAUGCGCAGAAGUAGUUCUUAUCAGAAACAAUUAAUGACGCUAGCAGCCGGUGACAAAACUGACGCGACAAGUGAUUAUUUUAGCGACAAUUCCAAAGAAAUUUGUCAAACCGUGACGUCACUUUGAAAGAGAUUUCAAGAAGAUAUUUCGAUACAGUAGUAGUUGCUGUGAUACUUUGUGAAAAACUACUUUAAGAUAUAGCUACUGUGAAUUAACAGGAAAAAAUGGCGUAAUUAUUUAUAGAUUGUGAGAUAUGGAGAUUAUUCGAAACUGUGAAAAUGGCCCGACAAACAUUUCUGUAACAAAAGUAAAAAAAAGGGUUGGGGUGCCGAAAUUUAGAUUUGCGUUGAUUCCAUGAUGUAGGAAUAAGGUUUUUGAAUGUGUGAUACAGUGCAAUUCAACAUGGUGCCAGAAGAAAGGGUAAAUGUGACCGGUGCCAGCAAAAUCAGUCAUUUGAUCACUUCACCAAAAUUGAGUUCUAUAUAACUGUAGGCUUUAAAAAAAUUGCAAUAAAAAUUGCCAUUCAGACUUUGAUUGCAAAUUUAUUUGACGUGAAAUAGACGUCUAAUUUCGAUUGUUUUAGGGAGAAUCUUGAUCAUUUAUGAUUCAACAUCCUUUAUUAAAAUCAACUUUUGAGGCAUUUAGAGUUCAAAUAAUUAAAAAUGUUUUAGAAUUCUGAAAGAAAACAUUUCAAACUAUGGAGAAACUUGAGCUCAUUUUGUUAUGGAAAAAAACUUGAGAGUUUAUUUGUUAUGGAAUAAACUGGCUUUAUUUGUUAUGGAAAAACUGGCUUUAUUUGUUAUGGAAAAACUGGCUUUUUUUGAUAUGCAAAACACAGCAGUUUAUUUUACAUGGCGUUUAUUUUGUAUGAAGAAACUUGAGUCCAUUUUGUUAUGGAAAAACUUGUGUUGAUUUGUUAUGGAAAAACUUGUGUUUAUUUAUUAUGGAAAAACAUGUGUUUAUUUGUUAUGGAAAAGCGUGUGUUCUUUUGUUUUGGAAAAAACAGUCUUAUUUUUUAUGAAGAAACAUGUGUUUAUUUUGUAUGGUAAUAAGAGCAGAUUAUUUGUAUGGAAUAACAAUAGUUGGCAUAAUCUAAAGUUACAAAUGGCUGUGAAGUUUUAUUACAAUUUUUGAAUAAAUGGCAUUCAAAGAUUAUAGGUGAUAAUUUAUUGUUUUCAAAUUUUAAUAUAUUAUAUACAAAUUGUGCAUGACCUGUUGGCUGUUUAAGACGUCAAACAUACAUUAUGACAGAUUAGAUAAAGAGCUGGCAGUUCUUCCUAUAAUACUAAAAGCUAAAAACUAGAUAAUGUAAAGGCAAUUUGCCCAAAAUUUCAGCCAGAUUGAUCCACUAUGAACCGAGAAUUAAACGAUUGAAAUUUCGGCCUAGCCUCGAUCAUCAUUACUAAAGUCAGUACGAUAAAAAACAUAGUCUCGAUUAUCCAUUCCAUGAUUAAAUCAUGAAUGAAAGUUGUGCAGCAAAUAGGAUCAUAUCCAGUAAAUAUUGCAGGCUAGUGAUGACAUCGAGACUUGAUUAUGGUCUUGUUUUGUUAAUAAAUGUCUAAUUAAUAAUUUAGAUAACAUUUCAGGCCUAAAGAAACCCCUGCAAUAUGCAGAUUUAGCUCUUGCAUAAUGUAUGUUUAAUAAAUUGUUUUCUUGUUCAUAUUGUUAAUACCUGUUAUAUUUGACUACAUAUAUUAUAUGACAUUUUCUGACAUAUCUUUGUAUAGGUGGGGAUGGUUGGCAGAAUUGUCACAUGCACUUUAGAUCAUAAGGUCUAUCAUUGAGUCAAGGAGUAGGGUCGCCUGUGCAACCUCAUGGAUUUUCUCCGGGUCCUCCGGUUUCCUCCCACUGCUAACACUACAACUAGGUCAUUUCGGGACUAACAUAUGGUUUAAUUUUAUUUCAAUAAUUCGCUUGCGCGUAGGGGUCUUUAGCAGUGUG
This is a messenger RNA of Patella vulgata (common limpet), 4426 nucleotides long. RefSeq lists its product as uncharacterized. Gene Ontology annotation, cellular component: signaling receptor complex; membrane. The coding region runs from base 2 to 2611 and encodes 869 amino acids. The transcript is spliced from 14 exons. Gene Ontology annotation, biological process: positive regulation of kinase activity; G protein-coupled receptor signaling pathway; protein phosphorylation. NCBI's taxonomy places the organism in Eukaryota, Metazoa, Mollusca, Gastropoda, Patellidae. Gene Ontology annotation, molecular function: transmembrane receptor protein tyrosine kinase activity; ATP binding; G protein-coupled receptor activity. The record is from RefSeq and is a predicted model, not a curated record.